CUGUACCCUAACCCUAAUAUUUCCUGCGGGUCCAAUAUGGAAGACGAUGAAAACGACGAGAUUAUAAAGGACAUACAGUUUGGCUUCCGGCGUUUCCAAGCGCCUGCAAAACGAAUCGACGAGAAGCGGCAUGUCUUUCUCUUGGAUGUCCCGUCGAGUCCAAUCUAUCGCUGGUUGCCGUCCUGGACGCCACAGCUCGUUCGUUCCUGGCUGCAGCGAUUGCUGCCUGAGUGGUUCUUGCCUACAAGCGUCAUUCUGAAGGAGCGAAACCCCGACAGGGCCGAUUCCUACGAAAACGAAAUCGACACAUACCGGCACCUUCAAUCCCUCCAGGGCACCCACAUCCCGCGUUUGUUUGGCGAGGCCGCCGUUUAUGACCACGAGCGGACCAGAUCUCAGAUCAGCAAGCGGCCAAUUCCUGCUAUCCUUCUAGAACACGUUGACGGAAAGCCGCUACACAGUCUUCCAACCGAAGAGCUUGAGAAUCCUUGCCUUGUCAAGCAACUCGAGGAGAUAUACAGACUGUUUACGAAAAACGGUGUUGUUCAUGGAGAUCCACGGCUCCGUAACUUCCUACGUGUUGGCGACAAAGUGUUUGCUAUCGACUUUGAGCUUUCCUCCCCUCCCGGUGAUAUAACAAAUAAGCAUGAGUUGGAGACCCUAAAGAGCGAGAUCAGGCGACGGGGAACGCAGCCACAGAAGGCGAAAUCGGUCCAUCCGCGCCCGGGCCGUGUCCUCCUCAUAAAUGGUUCAGAUGUUAAACAGCUCGGCACGGCCAACGCUAUUGGGGCGCCCGAAGGCUAACCCCCUCCUGGUUCGGCAGGAGCAUACAGCUUCAAGACUGCGGCGGGGAACGGCAAGCCUCCGUAGUGGGCGAGGCGGAGAGGCGGUGUAGUAGGGAAGAAGGGGAGGAAAUGGAGGCGAGCAGGAGGUAACAUGUGGGAUUGGUGUGCACUCGAGAGGGACAGAUGGGACACUGAGGGGAAAGGACGGGUUUCAUGUAGGAGCCGGUGGCCGGACUUAUCUGCAGGCUCGAGGCGCUGAGGAUGCUUGUAAUACCUGUUCUCUCCUUGGUCUUCACCCGGAGCCCCUCAACGUGCAGUCAAGUUUUCCCAGCAAACAACACCUCCAACUUCACCAAGGUCUGUGUUCAAAUUUGAAGAUGCGGGAUCUGGAACUUU
This is a messenger RNA of Canariomyces notabilis, 1181 nucleotides long. RefSeq lists its product as uncharacterized. The transcript is spliced from 2 exons. The coding region runs from base 37 to 804 and encodes 255 amino acids. The record is from RefSeq and is a predicted model, not a curated record. Lineage: Eukaryota; Fungi; Ascomycota; Sordariomycetes; Sordariales; Chaetomiaceae.